AUGUACUACUCAAAUACUCCGAAGAUAAAGUUUUUAACGAUCUACGGCAUAAUCAAGAGCGUUAUCUCUGAAAUUCCCGUGCUAGGAGGGCCCCAUUUUGUGUAUACGCUAGUAAGAUUUGAUGUCGUCGGCGGUCACGAUGGAGUGGAGCGACUUAAACUAGCGCCACGCCUAAGUCGACUAUCUAGUCUGUCUGAGUCCAAUUCGUUUGUCGCAUCCCCACUCAUCUGGGUUCUACUUAUUUGCUACUUAGCCGCAGUAUUCUUAGACCAACUGGAUGAAGCUAAAGCCCUACUUGUGCUACUGGCCGUGAGAUGUGUCGCACGUGUAUCACGUGAUACUAUACCCAUGUACUACGUUAUUCACUCAUCAGGAUUAGCUCCUUUCUCCUCCUUAGACCUUACAAUACACUUGUUCAAUUCACCCAGUUUGGAUCUCAAUACCUUUUCGUGCAAGAGUUAUGAGCCUGGAGUUGCGCUUCUGACUAGUACUAUAGGGCCCUGCGAAGUUCAACACAUACUGAUCACAGCUUACUCACCAGCUAAGCCCGAUCGACUGAACGACGACCUACUUGUCGAUAUCGCGCCCACUCUCCUUGUACGACCUCCCCACCGCCAUAUUGACGAAAGAUUCGACGACGCGCACAAUGAUUUCUAUAAUCGCGCAAAGAUGGCAUCAACGAGCGACACCUCUGUAAAGCUUGUUAACAAAAGCGACUGGCAGCUCUGGUAUAGGAGACAAUGUCACCCUUAA
Lindgomyces ingoldianus is the source of this 753-nucleotide messenger RNA. RefSeq lists its product as uncharacterized. The record is from RefSeq and is a predicted model, not a curated record. Lineage: Eukaryota; Fungi; Ascomycota; Dothideomycetes; Pleosporales; Lindgomycetaceae. The transcript has 9 exons. The coding region runs from base 1 to 753 and encodes 250 amino acids.